AGCUGUACACAAAAACUUUGACACGAGAGAGUUUUUCGCUGGCACUGGUUUGUCUUCUUGUUGUGUAGCGGACUUCAGCCAUAGAAGCGGAUUCAGCGGUCACAGCAUGGAAGAAGGUGAAGAGGAAAACUGCCUCAUAUACCCGAGCCUGCUUCCACUCGGCAGUGAGAUCAAGGCAACGAUGCAGCAGUUUGUGGAAGAGAGGACGGAAGCCAACAUGUGGACGGCUGUGCUGAUUGGAGCUGUGACAGUCGUUUCUGUCGUUGGAGUUGUUGUGUUUCUUCUGUACAGACAAUACAAAGUUUCAAAAGUGGAGGCUGGCGUUCCUCACUAUCGUUUCAGGAAGAGAGACAAGGUGAUGUUCUACGGUCGAAAGAUCAUGAGAAAGGUUCAGACGUUUUCCUCCGCCCCAGCCUCUACUUCAAACUCAGCUUCCCGGCAGAGAGUGAGGAAGAGGGCCAAAGUCCUGUCUAUAGCUCACAAGAUCCUGCGCAUCCGGAAGGAGCCCCCCACCCUGCAGCCCAAGGAGCCACCUCCCUGUCUGCUGGAGGCCGACCUGACUGAGUUUGAUGUGCAGAACUCCAAUCUGCCCUCUGAGGUGCUGUACAUGCUGAAAAAUGUCAGGGUGCUUGGCCACUUCGAGAAGCCUCUUUUCCUGGAGCUGUGUCGUCACAUGGUGCUGAUCCCGCUGCACCAGGGAGAGGGACUCUUCCGACCGGGUGACACUGAUGACAGUAUUUACGUGGUUCAAGAUGGCCGUCUGGAGCUGUGCAUCCAUGAGAGUGAUGGUACAGACGCUGUGGUGAAGGAAGUUUUACCAGGAGACAGUGUUCACAGUUUGCUCAGUAUCCUGGACAUCAUCACUGGCUACCCAGCACCUUACAAAACAGUGUCUGCAAGAGCAGCAGUUCCCUCCACUGUCCUGCGUCUUCCAGCUGCGGCCUUCGAAUCAGUCUUUGAGAAAUAUCCUGAAACUAUGGUCCGUGUCAUCCAGAUUAUCAUGGUGCGUCUCCAGAGAGUGACCUUCCUUGCCUUACACAACUACCUCGGCCUGACUACUGAGCUCUUCAACCCGGAGAGCCAAGCCAUCUCCUUGGUGUCGGUGGCCCAUGUUCUGGGUGAGACUCAUCCACACCGAGGCCUCCGCAAGCAGCCUUCCCACUCUGAUGAUCUGGGCUCCGAAAAAGCUGAUUCAGAAAAGUCCAGCCCCUCUGACACAUCCACGUCAAAAUACAAGAAGUCUCGCUCUGUCUCCACCCCAAUGGCCGUUACAGGUGAAAUGUCAGCUGACCUCAACAGAGUAAGUGAGCAGGCAACCAAAGAGGAGACUCUGCCUCACAGCCCAGUGAAGUCUAUUCUAAAGAAGAGUGUGACAAUGCAGCACACGCCAUCUGCUGUUUACCACUAUAUUGAUGCUGGAGGAGGAAAUGUCCACCAUAAUAAAGUUAAUGCUAUUUUCCAAGCUGCCAAAAAGGAUCUGCUACAGGUCAUCCAAAUAGAGGACCCCAAUCUGCUGGAGGGGAGGGUUAAUCUUCGCCAGGUCAAAGCCGGCUCUGUUGUGGCACACCAGGGAGACCAGGAUGUGAGCGUGGCGUUUAUCAUCUCUGGGUUGCUACAUGUUUACCAGCGUAUGAUAGACCGUGAGGAGGACACCCUGCUGUUUGUCACCCACCCUGGGGAGAUGGUGGGUCACCUGGCUGUUCUUACAGGGGAGCCCCUUAUCUUCACUGUCCGAGCUCACAGAGACUGCACCUUCCUCUCAAUAUCCAAGGCUCACUUCUAUGAGAUCAUGCGCGAGGAGCCCAGGGUGGUGUUGAACGUAGCUCACACUGUGGUGAAGAGGGUGUCACCAUUUGUCAGACAGAUUGACUUUGCCCUGGACUGGAUGGCUGUGGAGGCUGGCCGUGCCGUCUACAGACAGGGAGACAAGUCAGAUAGCACCUUCAUUGUUCUCAGUGGGCGACUGCGCUCUGUCAUUGCAAAGGAUGAUGGGAAGAAGGAGCUGGCUGGAGAGUACGGCCGUGGGGAUCUAAUUGGUGUGGUUGAGGCCCUGACCCACAUGAACCGAGCCACCACGGUCCACGCUGUCAGGGACUCCGAGCUGGCCAAGCUACCUGAAGGAGCUUUGAACUCCAUCAAGAGGAAAUAUCCUCAGGUUGUCACCCGGCUGAUUCAUCUGUUGGGGCAGAAGAUCCUGGGCAACAUGCAGCAGGUCAAUGGACCUUUGGCUGGUAAUGCACGUAGCCUGGGUCUCCACACCCCCACCAGUAAGUGGGAUGCUGAGAAUCCAGCCUCCAACCUGUCCACUGUGGCCAUCCUGCCUGUAUCUGAGGAAGUUCCCCUCACUGCCUUCACUCUGGAGCUGCAGCAUGCACUCAGCGGCAUUGGCCCCACGCAACUCUUGACAAGUGACAUCAUCAAACAGCGACUAGGCUCUGCUGCUCUAGACAGUGUCCAUGAGUAUCGCCUGUCCAGUUGGCUCGGGCAGCAGGAAGACAUCCAUCGCAUUGUCCUCUACCAGUCUGACUCUAGGCUCACUCCUUGGACACAGCGCUGCAUCCGCCAGGCUGACUGCAUUAUCAUCGUGGGACUGGGUGAGCAGGAACCCACUGUGGGUGAGCUGGAGCGGAUGUUGGAGGGCAGUGCAGUCCGUGCUCAGAAGCAGCUUGUGUUGCUGCACAGGGAGGACGGCCCGCCGCCCAAAGGGACAGCCGAGUGGCUGAACAUGAGGAGCUGGAUCUCUAGACACCAUCACCUGUCCUGCCCCCGCAGAGUGUUCUCCAAGAGGAGUUUACCUAAGCUGCUAGAGUUGUACCAGCGUGUGUUUGAAAAGUGCCCAGAUCGUCAUUCCGACUUCUCCCGUCUGGCCAGGAUCCUGACAGGAAAUGGCAUCGCCCUUGUGCUGGGUGGAGGGGGCGCCAGGGGCUGCUCUCAGGUCGGCAUCCUGCGGGCACUGAAUGAGGCGGGGAUCCCGGUCGACAUGGUGGGCGGCACCUCCAUCGGCUCCUUAAUGGGAGCGCUGUAUGCUGAGGAGAAGAGCAACAGUCACAUGAGGGUCCGGGCUCGUGAGUGGGCCAUGGAUAUGAACUGUUAUUUUAAGAAGAUCUUGGAUCUGACCUACCCUGUUACCUCCAUGUUUUCUGGAGCUUCCUUUAACUCCAGCGUUAGCUCCGUCUUCAAGGGCAAACAGAUAGAGGACCUGUGGCUGCCAUACUUUAACAUUACAACAGACAUCACAGCUUCCUCCAUGAGAGUUCACACUUACGGUUCGUUGUGGCGGUAUGUCCGGGCCAGUAUGUCCCUGUCUGGUUACCUGCCACCUCUCUGUGAUCCCAAAGAUGGACACUUACUCAUGGACGGAGGGUACAUCAACAACCUUCCUGCCGAUGUGGCUCGCUCCAUGGGGGCCAAGGUUGUGAUUGCAAUUGAUGUUGGAAGUCAGGAUGAAACCAACCUGACCAACUACGGUGACUCCCUGAGCGGCUGGUGGCUGCUGUGGAAACGCUUCAACCCUCUGGCUGAGAAAGUCAAGGUCCUGAACAUGGCAGAGAUCCAAACCCGACUUGCUUAUGUCUGCUGUGUGCGGCAGCUGGAACUGGUCAAAGACAGUGAAUACUGUGAGUACAUUCGGCCGCCCAUCAACCACUACGGCACGCUGGACUUCGGCAAGUUUGACGAGAUCGCUGAGGUGGGAUACCAGCACGGAAAGACAUUGUUCGAUGUGUGGAAGCGCAGUGGCGUGGUGGACAGCAUGCUUAAGGACAGACAUCAGGAGGAGUUCCACAAGACCAAAACUGGCCAUGUGGUCACCUGUCCGAAUGCCUCCUUCACUGACCUGGCAGAGAUAGUGGCAAGAAUCGAACCUGUCAAGAAUGCCUUAAUCGAUGAGGUACUGUCUGAUGAAUACCAGACAGACUAUGACGAGGAGGUCGUGGAAAGCGCUCUCUCUGACUUCGAGGCAUUCACCGCCGGCAGUGAAUACACAGAGGGAGAGGAGACGGCAGACACUGCUGAAACAGAUGAGGACAUUCAAGUCCGAGUGCGACGCCGGCCGAAAAAUGCCCCACAAAGUCCUAGACCAUGAAAUCUACCAGGGCCAUCACUGCCUGUCAGGACUGCUGAACAUGGUCCACAACACACACAUUUUAAUGCAGUGCUUUAAGAAAUUCACAGUUUGCAUUUCAGACAUGUAGCUGAUACUCAUGCUCAGUGUCUUGCUUAAAGACACUUGAGCAGGACACAAAACUGUUGAUGAAUACAGUGACUUCUUGUUAGGCUCCAACCUUCCAGCAAACUGAGGUUGUUUUUUGUUUCCCGCACUCUGUAAAUUUUAAUAGUUUAAACAGUUCAGUAACAACCAGGGUUCCCACUGGUCAAGGAAUUCCUAAACAUCUGGACUUGUGUACUCCAAACAGGGAAAAUCUAUUAAUUCUUUGUGUUCUCUGGGGAAAGUCAGGGAAUAGCAAAUAACUUAACAAAUGUAUGGGAAUACAAAAGUGUGUAUUUCAUAGCAUGUUUGACAGAUUCAUUGAAUUAUAUGGCAGUCUCUCGCUCUGUCAUAGGAAAAACAGGGACAUUUUUAUAAAAUUGUACCACAAUUAGAGCCUUGAAACUCUUGAAAAGACCAGUGUCUUCAUACAAGCACACCACGCACAACUAAAAUGCACUAUUGUCUUUCAGCAGAAUAUUAUUUAUAUGCAGUGCCACUUUUGGGGGCAGAUCUAGUCAUAGCUGACUCCUAUUAUAAUAAGCUCAGAACCCUAAAGCACUAAGUGCAUUUCAUCAUGUUUACAUAUUAGUUAAAACAGUAAAGAUAUGUUUUAUGUGCCUAUAGUGCACUUCAAGUACAGUGUUAACCACAUGUCUGUCCAGUGAUGAAGGGAUUUCUCCCCUUUCAGAGUAGGGAUAUCUACAUACUGUAAUGCAAUGUGAACAGUGACUAUAAUAAGCUCACAUCAGAUGUAUAUCAUGAAUGUAUUUCUUACAUGGAGCCUGACUAUUUACAAAAAUAUGAGUCUCUCUUUUCAUGGCAGUGCAAAGACACAAUAUUUGGAUAUUUUCCUGCCAAUUUAAUUGGCUGUAAUUUCCUCACCAGUUUAAUGCCAUAAAGUUCUUGAUUUUGUACACUCACUGCAAAGAGUUUUACAAUGAGUAACAGUAUGCAUACUGUAUGCAAUUGGUAUGCAGUAUAAAUUGUAACACAGCAUUUAACCACAGGAAAAGCUCAGGUGUAACCAAAUACAUGAACUGUGGGUCUAGCAGAACCCUGAAACUAGCAGAACUUUUGGGAUGCCCACAUUAUUAAUGUUGUUCAGUUUAUUUGGGCUUUUCACAUUAUGAUGUCAAAAUGUCUGCUGUGACAGAGAUCUAUUUUAAGUAGGGAAAUAAAGCAACCAGAAAAAUUUAUGUUUUUACGUACUAAUUUUUUCGUGGCCUUCAGUAAAGUCAGACUGCACGUAACAGUUAUUGCAUUAAUCACAAACCACAUCAUGCAUGCAAUAUUUUUGUACUACAAGUCCCCAUUUAGUUUUUGUCAUAAGUAAUGUCACUGGCUGAGAGCAAUAUUAUCACCACACAUUUCAGGUUCAUAUUCUACUUCACUCUGUGCCGGAAUGAACUGUAAAAUAUAGGUGCACUGAUACACCCCCACUGACUCCUUUAAUGUCCCUUUUUAUAUCAGGAAUAGUUAUUGAACUUCGAUAAAAGUUAGUUAAUUAGAUGACAGAGGACCGAGUACUGGGACUCACCUGAUAUUACUGAAUCUACCACUCAGUUAUUCAUGCAUCUUUAUGUGGCCAGUACCAGAUAACAGACAAAUGAACAACUUGAAGGGAUGACUUACCUUUGGUGAUUAGUGAAUGUACGCCUUGUGCCUGGACCUUUUUUAUGUUCAAGCUCUAUGUUUAAAAAAAAGAGUCUUAGAGCAUGACCACUAUUGAAAGUGCGAUCAUGAUUUAGACCCAGAAAUACCUAACACUGGACGGCUACUAUACUAAAACUAGUACUUGCCAGUUAAUGUAGCAUCACACUUUUUAUAGCUGCCAUUUGUCCUUUUAACUCGCCAUAGUUACAGAGCGCCUCUGGUAUGAACUAGUGAGUAAAUUUGCUUCCAUAAUUAUCUAAAUAACAUGUUUUUAGUAUUGGAUGAUGCUAAUGUUAAUGAUUUUGUGUUCAUAUGGAGUAGUUACUAUUGUUACAGUAUUUUAUGUUAUUUUAUGUAAAUCCUUAUUUUCAGUUUGUUGUGACUUUUUACCUGUCAAAAGGUUGAACAGAAUAAUGUAGAAUGAUGUAGAAUAUGACAUUAUUAAUAUUUAGUGAACAAACGAGUGGGUAAUAGUAACAAGUACUGUUUGAUAGAAAUGUUUUUCUUUAAGCUGUGCUGUUGUUAAAGCCAAAAGUGUGUAAAAACUGAAUGGAAACGUCCAUAAGAUUAGUUCUUCUGUGGAAUCUAAAACUGAGAUGAAACUAUUUGUUGCCAUGUUAAAAUAAAUAGUUUCUGACUGACAGUUACGGUGUUGAAGGUUGAACUGCUGAACAUCUUAGAUCAGAGGGAUGUGCCUUGACAAGGUGAUCAGUGUUUUUGCAACUUUUACAGAUUACAUGUGAUACAUAAUUAUCAUGCAUUACAAAGUGGGAUGGAAGAGAAACAGCACAAAUAAAGUUUCUACAAGUUGCUGUGGCUGUGGCGCCCAGGUAGCUGACCUGGUAGAGCACGUAUCAUGUAUCUAGUCCUCGAACUUAGCCCCUCAUUUUGCUGCAUACCAUCCAAUCUUUCUCUGUUGUCUAUAUUAAAUAAAGCAGAAAUAGCAACAA
Molecule: messenger RNA, 6813 nt
Organism: Micropterus salmoides (largemouth bass)
Lineage: Eukaryota; Metazoa; Chordata; Actinopteri; Centrarchiformes; Centrarchidae
Gene: pnpla7b
Product: patatin-like phospholipase domain containing 7b
Exons: 36
Coding region: 107-4084 (1325 amino acids)
Biological process (GO): lipid metabolic process
Cellular component (GO): endoplasmic reticulum
Molecular function (GO): phosphatidylcholine lysophospholipase A1 activity
Source: RefSeq, a predicted model, not a curated record